AUGCGAUCCACUCUGCAUCGGUACCGUUCAUGCCUUUCGGGGUUAGGAUUAAUGCACAACCGGUACUAUGCCUCCGGCAGUAGACGCAGUGUGCUUCGACAGGAUGUGUCCCGUUUGCCGGUGCACCAGUUUCCAGUAGCUAAAGCAAAUGACACGCGUGUUUAUGUGUGGGGUUUAGCCGCAACGGGAGCACUCGGUAUGCAGACAUCCGUGAAGAAACAAGCACAAGUAUUCACCGAUUUCGUGCAGCAUCCAAGCAGGUUAAGCUUCGCCGAAGGACACACGGUGUCGGAUGUUGCAUCCGGGUACGGAUUUACUGUGUACGUGGUCAAUACGAAGAAAGAGACGCAACUAUGGGGUACCGGUAUAAAUACCGAUGGACAGUUGGGAUUUCAAAAAGCUCCCGGACCACACAAGAAACCGCUGGAGUUACUCAUCCAUCCGGCACCGAUUGAUUUAAGCACAGCGAAGUUACGACAAGAUCAGCGGAUAGUACGGGUGGCUGCAGGUAGAGCACACGUGCUGGCUCUCACCGAUGGUGGUACAGUUCUUGCCUUUGGGAAUAAUGCUUACGGACAGUGCGGUCGAACAAUCGUUCCCAAUGAGGAUUACUUUCGCAAUCCUGUGGUUACCACUCUUCAACUCGAAGAACCGGUGCGAGCAAUCGAAUGUGGACAGGACCACAGUUUAAUGCUCACUGAAUCGGGUCGUGUCUUUUCUUGCGGUUGGAGCGAUGAUGGACAGGCCGGGCUGGGUCGGUAUGGAUUGAUCGAUAAUCCCGGUCUCGCAGAAGGAGAUGUGAAAGGGGAACAGAUUGUAAAGGUUUCCAGCAGCUGUGAUACAGUAUUGGCCAUCAAUGAGAAGGGUGAUUUAUUUGGAUGGGGUAAUUCGGAAUAUGGCCAGCUCGGGAAUGUAGCACAGGACAAUCCACAAAUCAAUACUCCACGGCAGCUCUCCUUCUCCAGAGAAUGUGGCAAAAUUGUCGACAUUGCUGCUGGCGGUUCAUAUUGCCUUGUUUUAAAUGAACACGGCGAUGUAUUUUCAUGGGGGUACGGUAUCCUUGGCUUCGGCCCGGAAGUGCAGCAUCGGCCAACUCCUACCCGAAUUCCGCCAGCACUGUUUGGCAGGAACGAAUUCAGCCCAAAUGCAAAGGUGGUUUCGAUCGCAUCAGGCAUUACCCAUUGUGCGGCAGUCAAUGAUCAGCACGAUCUGUAUAUGUGGGGCCACAACCGGUACGCCUGCCUGGGUCUAGGUCAUAAAAACGAUCAGUUCUUCCCACUGAAGGUAGCACUUAAUGCGCGUGUCCAGAAAGUGACUUGCGGCGUAGAUCAUACCGUAACGCUUUGCAAGGCGUUCGUUUGAACAAAAAAUGUUUCGAUAUCUCUGUAAAUAUAUAUAUAUAUGAUACGUGUAAA
Messenger RNA from Anopheles funestus (African malaria mosquito), 1415 nucleotides. Its product is annotated as RCC1-like G exchanging factor-like protein. Lineage: Eukaryota; Metazoa; Arthropoda; Insecta; Diptera; Culicidae. The transcript has 3 exons. The record is from RefSeq and is a predicted model, not a curated record. The coding region runs from base 1 to 1362 and encodes 453 amino acids.